This is a messenger RNA of Gloeophyllum trabeum ATCC 11539, 1890 nucleotides long. RefSeq lists its product as uncharacterized. Gene Ontology annotation, molecular function: protein binding. The record is from RefSeq and is a predicted model, not a curated record. The transcript is spliced from 4 exons. The coding region runs from base 1 to 1890 and encodes 629 amino acids. NCBI's taxonomy places the organism in Eukaryota, Fungi, Basidiomycota, Agaricomycetes, Gloeophyllales, Gloeophyllaceae.
AUGCAACUUGAUUACGAGGACGGACAUGAAACUGAGCUGUCCUUUCCAACCUUGCCCAUCGAUAUUCUUCUGCACAUAUUGUCCUACCUCUCCGUGAAAGAUGUUAUAUCUCUAAGGAAGACUUCCAAACAUCUUCAGUCCCUUACCCGCCUGCACGCAGUAUGGCUGAACGUCCUACUGGCGGAAGUGCUCCCCAUGAACAUUCCAAUGCCGGGCCUCUACUCACGCGACAUAUCCUCGCUCUCCGCCUCUGACCUCGAGGCUAUGAUAAGCCGUGCCCUGCGUUUGCGGAAGAACUGGUUAUCCCAACACCCAGAGACAAGGAAGCGGCUAGAAAUUGUUCCUUUACCGGAGGAGGAAAAACGGGAUACAUUACGCAGCGCGGUGGUCAGAUUCUUACCAGGGCGGUGCAACCGUUAUCUCCUCACAGUCACCGGACACACAAACUUCUCCAGAAGACGAUAUACGGUCCAGUGCUGGGAUCUUGAGGCAGACAGCGGCCCAAAAUGUGUCGCGGUUCGCAGGUUCACAGAGAUCGUCAGCGUGGCCGUGAAUUGCGAUCCGACGGCGCCGGGAGUCCUCUCUGUUACAUGUAAGGUCGAAGGUGACGCCGCAGCGCAUCCGUCAACGUUUAUCCAUGCCCUGGAUUUGGGGCCUACGAACGACAACCCUGAGUAUGCGUUCAAGUACAUCAAUCAUUUCCCUGGAUGUAGGCGGCUGCACAUAUUCCGCGGGUCUCUUCUCGUUGGUACCAAUGAGUCCGAGGCGGUGCGAGUAUGGGACGUGAACACCGGAAAAGUGAUAUUCGAGUUACAGGACCCGACCACUCACCAGCCAGGCGUGUGUGUCAGUGCCGUGUUCCUGGAAGACACCCGUUUCCUAGUUCUUUUCCGGACCGUUUCUCUUGAGAUUUAUCUGCUCCCGCCAUGUCCUACCUCAGCUCCUCCCGCUCCUCCCUCCCCUACCAGCCCAAACACGGAUUUUCAGGUUUUACACCCCGUAGCAAUGUACCGCUGGCAAUGGCGGAUCGACUCGGUAUCCGUGUCAUUCCAGAUGGACGCAAGGAAGCGUUACGGUAAGCAACUGAACACGCCUUCAACGUGUUCAUCGUCCCAGAAAUCCAAGACCAAUGAAAACGGACACCCGUACGAACCAACGCCGAUGCACCUCUUCAUGCGGUUCGACAGCUGGUUCCCGUGGCCCGUGAACCUCCUUCAUCACUUCGUCCUGUACCCAAAUCCAUCCUACGCACCUUCUCUACCCCCGUCUGCAAGCCCCGUUUUCUCCGAUCACCCACCUUCCCACCUCAAUAUGAACCAACCCAACCUUCCCACCUCCCACGCCCUCUCGACGUCCUCAUUCAACCCCCUCACAGAUCUUCCGUACCUUGCGACCCCAGACCAGACGCCCACGCUCGUCUCCUCCAUAUCGAGCAAUGUGCGCCUCUUUGCACCCAGCGACAUGGUACUCGGCGAAUGGGGCACCGCGCUCUGGCUGGACACACAGACAGAGGCGUGGGGCGUGAGCAGUGAGCUCGGGCAGCGCAUCGCGGGGCGGGUGGUAGUGACGUCCGGGUUUGACGAACGCAAAGCAUAUCCUGCUCAGGGCAGCGAGGGUGAGAGUGUGAAUACGACGACCGCCGCCGCCGAGCCGGCAUUAGGGGCCGCGUUCGCAGCGGCCACACGCCAGGUGCCCCCGGCUCAGACGGCGUCUAUGACCUUCGGGAUACGCGAUACUAGUGUGGGUAGAAAGAUGGGAGAAGGGGGAGUGCCCUCGGCCGGGGGCAGAGGAGGCGCGGAUGAGUGGACGAAUCUUGCGCUGGACGAGGAGGGUGGCCGGGUCAUUGUGGGACGAAGCGGUGGGCGUGUGGAGGUCUGGGAGUACGUUUGA